AUGCUCGCACGAGCUUCAAGAGGCUCCUUCGUACGCGCCUCGAACAGCGUGGCAGCGUCCACCUCACACUGGCUCGGAAACGCACGACGCGGCAACGCUCCAGCAACAUGUCAGGUGGGAUCGUGCCCGCGUCUGCUCAGCUCGUCAUCGUCAACAGCUUUACCGCGCCAGCUCCCGCGCCGCUCGAUCCAGCAUGAUGAGCAUCAAGAUGACACCUUCAGAACGACGCCGACGCCUUAUACCAGCAACAACGUCAGCGAUGAGCUCAGCGGAACCGAUCCUUCCAUUCCGUGGUUUCUUCAGACAGAGACAAUAGAUCUGCCUCGCUCGUCAGAUGCUCAGUCCGAGAUGCCUUUGGCGACACAAUCAGAAGCAUCUGCACCCGCAAAUACCUUCUCCUACAUCCCACUCGCUCCCAAAGUUACCGAGCCCAACGCUAUCGCCGAGCUCAAGUCGCAUCUGCUCACUGGUCCCUCUGCCAACCUGAUAGCUCGGCCUAGCGAACAGGACGACCAGCUCACACCUAUCACGCUCAUUCACCCUGCGUCUCUCUCCAAGGACCUUAGUUCUGACGCAUAUGGAAUCAAUGAUUGGAUCGUCGUGGUCCAAGUCAAGAGCAGCGCUGCAGGUAGUGUGCGCAGAGUAGCUCUCGACCUCGGUCAAUUCCUCAAGCACCAGCGACCGCCAGCAAUGGAAAAUGGGCUUGAUCUGGAUGACUUUUUGGGUCCAGGUCCAUCGACUCCACGAUACACAAAACCCAGCGUGCCAAAAUCAAGCACACCUGCUGCUACGCCGCGACCGAAAGGCAUGUCAAGGAUCGAACACGAGCUCGGAAAGAGUCUCCCCGACUGGGCUGUCCACCGUAUUGCGCUCCAAAGGAAAUUUCCCGACGGCUGGAGACCGCCAAAGAUUCUGUCGCGAGAAGCACAGGAAGGUAUCCGUCUGCUGCAUUCCUCGGACCCGGAGCAGUUUGAUGUAGUAGAGCUCAGUAAUCGCUUCCGCGUCUCUACCGAAAGCAUCCGCCGCAUCCUGCGCUCCGGCAAAUGGGCCGUCUCUGGACAAGUGAGAAGCAGGCAAGAUCGGCGUGCUGCCGAAAGAGCUUCCGAGCGUGAGUCGUCCGAACUCGCCGAGAUUCGGCGUCUGCAGGAAGAGCACAGCGAGCUCGUGCAGGACGGUGAAUCACCCACCAUCGAGCAGGAUGAUCUGUUAGACAAUCUGCUUGAAGAGGAGGAUACCACACCCGGUAUUCAACCCGUGCGAUACGAGGGUCUUGUCAUGUCCGCCUCAGACGCUUCUGCUCUCGGCGUGACGAGCAAGAGCAAGACAGGCGGCAACAAGGGCGAUGGCAAUUGGUGCCUUGUCGAUGCCGAUUGGUGCAUGGUCCACGUCAUGACCGAGCAGGCUCGAUUCAACUACGACAUUGAAGGCAUCUGGCGAGAGCUCGAGGUGGGCACUACGAUCCAGCGCAAGCCCUGGGAACAGGAGGGUGCAUUUGGCAGUGCAUCGUCUGUCGCUGCGACUAAACCGUCUAGACCGAGAACCAAGCGCGACGUGUUUGGAGAGAAACUCGACAAUCGCAAGCGCGACAAGAAUGCUGCGGCGAAAUUCGGGAGCUCAAGCAGAGGCUUUUCGAGUUGCGCCAAAGCCAGCGUCCAAGUGGGCGCUCGGUCUUGGUCGGAUACUGUGGUACCAGAAAGUCUCGGGCAGUUGCUCUCGCGCGUGCAGCGUACUUUUGAAUCGGGCUCUACAGACCCUGUCGGCGUCGAUGUCAAGGGUUGGCUUCGUUCGACGCGCAAACAGAAGUCUAUCACGUUUCUCGAACUAUCCGAUGGAUCUCUGAGCGGCUCGCGCUCGCUCCAGGCCGUGGUGCGCAGCUCCAAGGAUUCGCCUACCUCCGACAUGGAUCGACUAGCCGGUCUCACCGUUGGCACUGCUCUUCGUCUUACCGGCCAUCUUAGGCCGGGACGCGGUACGAAAAUAGGUCAAGAAAUCGAACUCGACGCCUCUUCGGUCCAAGUGCUGUCCAACUGCGACCUCACCUACCCGCUUGCCGCGGUUCAGAUGCAGCACAACAGCACUGCAAUUGAACAAGGCGGCUACUCGGCCACGCUCGCCGAGCGUCGCAAUCCACACCUGCUCGGUCGGCUACCUCGCUAUGCAGCCGUGGCACGCACGCGGUCGCGACUGGAACACGCCAUGGGCGAGUUUCUGGCCAGUCACGAUUUCGUCAAGGUCGCAUGUCCCGUGCUCACCAGCAGCGACUGCGAAGGUGCAGGAGAGGUAUUUCAGGUCGUCGCGGAUAGUGAUGCACGCUCAAAACACGACCCGGCUGCGUUCUGGUCCGGGUCUCACGCAUACUUGAGCGUGUCAUCGCAGCUGCAUCUCGAAGCGGCUGGGUUGGGGUUGGGAAGGGUGUGGACUUGUAACCCGGCUUUUAGGGCUGAGGGCAGCGCAACCAAUCGACACUUGGCCGAGUUUUGGAUGUUGGAAGCCGAGAUGUAUUUCACUGAUCUCGCCGGCAUUUUGCAUGUCACAGAGCAAAUGAUCAAGGCGGGUAUCACGGCGGCUUUGGCUGGCACCCAAGAUAUGGAGUUGUUGGCAGAUGAAGCGCAUCUCUCGAUGCUGGCUAGCGUUGCGACUGCGCAAGCGUGGAAGAGGAUCACGUAUCACGAAGCGCACCAGCUGCUCUCGCACGCACCGGCGGGCACGUUCGAAUGCGCGCCGCAUGUCGAUUCAGGUCUAGCGAGCGAACACGAACGCUACCUGGCAGCACACUUUGGACCGGUGUUCGUCACCCACUAUCCGCUCUCGCAGAAAGCGUUCUACAUGAAACGCUACUCGUCUUGUCCAACGCUGGUUGAGUGCUUCGACCUGCUCAUCCCGUCGCUCGGCGAGUUAGUGGGCGGCUCGGUCCGCGAACAUCGACGCUCUUCGUUGACCGAAAACCUGGCCGAGCUCGCAUGUGGCGUCGCGAUGAGCGACAAGCUGGCAUGGUACCUGGACGACUUGAAAAAGUUCGGUGGCGCCCUGGACCAUGCUGGCUUCGGCAUGGGCAUAGAGAGGCUACUCGCGUGGGUCACAAAUACAACCAGUGUCAAGGACGUAGUUCCGUUCCCUCGCGUCAAGGGCCGCAUGCGUUUCUAG
Molecule: messenger RNA, 3144 nt
Organism: Mycosarcoma maydis (corn smut)
Lineage: Eukaryota; Fungi; Basidiomycota; Ustilaginomycetes; Ustilaginales
Exons: 1
Coding region: 1-3144 (1047 amino acids)
Biological process (GO): asparaginyl-tRNA aminoacylation
Cellular component (GO): mitochondrion
Molecular function (GO): ATP binding; asparagine-tRNA ligase activity; nucleic acid binding
Source: RefSeq, a predicted model, not a curated record